AUGUCGCCCCUCAGCCCAGUCCCAUCCAGCAAACAGCCCCAGUCCAAGCGGGCCAUGCUGGGAAGCGUCUUCAACCAGAUCACCGAGAUCACCAACAUCAACAACUUGCGGCAGUUUCAGGCAACCUAUGACCCUCGCCAGGCUCCAGAAACUCUCAAGCUGCAACUGCUCAUCAAGGCACAAAAGAGUCUCGUAGUUGAUUCCGAAACUAUAGCCCGAGACUCGCACUUGGUCUCCAAACAGCUCUAUCUCUGGGCCUGCGAACAGCCUGACCAAGCACUCAAGGACGUCGGCGAUCGAUUGGCGUACAUGAACUACCAAGUCGGAGACCUCCAACAACAGUGUUCUAAAACCUUGGAAAAGUCUAGAACCGAUCUGAAAGAGAUUCGAAACUUGGAGAAUGAGUUGCUUAAACUGCGCGAUCGAGAAAAGGCGCUACAAACCCAAAUUAAUAAGCAGCUACAAGAUCCACGACAGAAGCCAGACACGAGCGAGAGAAUCAGCUCCAUGACGGCCGAACACGCCACAGUAGUCAACAAGGUGAAAGAGACCGAAGCGAUGAUUCCAGCCCACAAGCGACGAUUGAUCAAGAGCUCUUAUCGAACCCAAUUUGAGGCGCUGCGUGAGCUGGGCGAUAAGCUGAUGAUCAUCAGCCAGUUCGGCGACCUCUUGCUCGACGAACUCCCAGAGGACCCUCAUCUCCAAUACACUGGCGAGGACCGCACUGCUCAGAUCAAGGGCGCAGCUUCUCAAACCCUGUCGGACUACCAUGGCCCCGUAUUCUCAACACCUAAUAAUCAUCUUGCUAAUUUUCAGCUCGAUAGCUCUUCUCAGGUGGCCGGGGGUUCAUCCUCACUGCAUCGUGCAGACACUCGAUUGUUUGGUGAAACUCAUCCGCAUGUGCUAGCUGACGUCGCGAACGAUUCGCAUGGAGCUUCGAAUAUUGGAUCCUCUAGUGCUCACUCGACAAGGCCAGGCAGCAGCACGACGACAGCAGGGAUCCUACCGGUGAACCACCAGCCCGCCUCCGUCCCGUCGUCCCAGCCGCCCAAGUUACCCAACAGACCUUCGCCCGCGUUCGCGGAGAGCAGCAGCCAAGCAGGAGGCAGUGGGGGCGAGAAAAAUCACGCUUUCUACCCGGCGCCUGAGCUCGAACACGGCCAGCCGACCAUCGCUGAGGUCGGCGCGCAUGUCCCGACGACCACCAAUGGCCCGGCCCAGGGUGUCCUCCACCCUCCACAUUCCCAUCAUCAUCAGGACCAACAGCAACACCAGCCUCAAGACCCGGAACAACCACCUGCUUACAGCCCUGUCCCGCCUGAGAAGCCUUGA
This is a messenger RNA of Puccinia triticina, 1332 nucleotides long. RefSeq lists its product as uncharacterized. Gene Ontology annotation, biological process: endocytosis; negative regulation of protein kinase activity; eisosome assembly. Gene Ontology annotation, cellular component: plasma membrane; eisosome filament. NCBI's taxonomy places the organism in Eukaryota, Fungi, Basidiomycota, Pucciniomycetes, Pucciniales, Pucciniaceae. Gene Ontology annotation, molecular function: lipid binding. The record is from RefSeq and is a predicted model, not a curated record. The transcript is spliced from 5 exons. The coding region runs from base 1 to 1332 and encodes 443 amino acids.